Messenger RNA from Geodia barretti, 1953 nucleotides. The record is from the annotation of a GenBank genome assembly. NCBI's taxonomy places the organism in Eukaryota, Metazoa, Porifera, Demospongiae, Tetractinellida, Geodiidae.
AUGACUCAGAAUACCGGCGCUUUUGAGGCCCUGCUGCAGGAAGACCGGACGUAUCCGCCGCCCGCCGAGUUCGUCGCCAACGCCAACAUUGCCGACCCGGCCGUGUACGAAGAGGCCCGCCGCGACCCCGAGGCGUUCUGGGCACGGUUCGCCGGCGAGCUGGACUGGUUCAAGCCGUGGGACACCGUGCUGGACUGGUCGGAUGCGCCCUUCGCCAAGUGGUUCGUGGGCGGCAAGCUCAACGCCGCGUACAACUGCAUCGACCGGCAUCUGGACGGCCCGCGCAAGAACAAGGCGGCCAUCAUCUGGGAGGGCGAGCCGGGCGAUUGGCAGGUGUACACCUACCGCGACCUGUACCGGGAAGUGUGCAAGUUCGCCAACGGCCUGAAAAGCCUGGGCGUUGAGAAGGGUGACCGGGUCACGCUGUACCUGCCCAUGGUGCCCGAGCUGGCCAUCGCGAUGCUGGCGUGCGCCCGCAUCGGCGCGCCCCACAGCAUCGUGUUCGGCGGGUUCAGCGCGGAGUCGCUGCGGGACCGGAUUGAGGACUCGCAGUCCAAGGUGAUGAUUACCGCUGACGGGGGCUGGCGGCGCGGCGGCAUAAUUCCGCUGAAACAGAGCGCGGACGCGUCCAUCGAGGGCGAAACGCCGGUGGAGAAGGUGGUGGUGGUGAAGCGCACCGGCCACGACGUGCCCAUCGUUGAGGGCCGCGACGUCUGGUGGCACGACCUGGUCGCCGAUCAACCGCUGAACUGUGAACCGGAGCAGAUGGACAGCGAGGACAUGCUGUUCAUGCUGUACACCAGCGGCACCACGGGCAAGCCCAAGGGCAUCGUCCACACCACCGGCGGCUACAUGACCGGCACCUAUGCCACCAGCAAGUGGAUCUUCGACCUGAAGGAAGACGACGUUUACUGGUGCACCGCCGACAUCGGGUGGGUGACGGGACACAGCUACAUCAUCUACGGGCCGCUGUCCAACGGAGCGACCACGGUGAUGUAUGAGGGGUCGCCGGACUACCCCGACCGGGACCGGUUCUGGGCCAUCGUGGAGAAGUACGCCUGCACCAUCUGCUACACGGCGCCGACGGCGAUACGGACGUUCAUGCGUUGGGGCGAGGAAUAUCCCAACCGCCACGACAUGUCAUCGCUGCGGCUGCUGGGUUCCGUGGGCGAGCCCAUCAACCCGGAGGCUUGGGUGUGGUACUGGCAGCACAUCGGCGGCGGGCGCUGCCCGGUGGUGGACACGUGGUGGCAGACCGAGACGGGCGCGGUGAUGAUCUCCCCCCUGCCCGGGAUCACGACGCUGAAGCCGGGCUCGGCGACGCAGCCCUUCCCCGGCAUCGACGCGGCCAUCCUGGACGAGCAGGGCAACGAGAUUGGACCGGGCGGGGGCGGUUACCUGGUCGUCCGGAAGCCGUGGCCCAGCAUGCUGCGCGGCAUCUACGGCGACCCUGAGCGGUUCGUGCAGCAGUACUGGUCAAACUACGAGGGGAUCUACUUCACCAGCGACGGCGCAAAGCUGGACGAGGAGUCCUACUUCUGGCUGCUGGGCCGGGUGGACGACGUGAUCAACGUGUCGGCGCACCGGAUCAGCACCAUGGAGGUUGAAUCCGCGCUGGUGGACAACCUGAAGGUGGCCGAGGCCGCGUGCAUCGGGCGCACCCACGAGGUGAAGGGACAGGCCAUCGUGGCCUUCGUGACCCUCAAGGACCAGGUGGCCGGCUCCGACGACGUGAUCGCCGAGCUGAAGCAGCACGUCGCCGGCAAGAUCGGCUCCAUGGCUCGCCCCGACGACAUCUACUUCGCCGCCGAGCUGCCCAAGACCCGCAGCGGCAAGAUCAUGCGCCGCCUGCUGCGCGACGUGGCCGAGGGCCGAGCGCUGGGCGACACCACCACGCUGGCCGACCCGGCAGUGGUGGAGAUGCUGAAGGAACAGUACGGGGACGAGGACUAA